GGUGAUUUUGACAUGACGCCGUGUCGAAAUUAACGUGGCAGAAGGGGAAAUAUUUUGUAUUUUUUCUCUUUUUCACCGAAAAUAUGAAAUAUUAGUGAUAAAAAUGGAUUUUUUAGAAUAUGUAAAGUUUUGUGCAUUUGUAGGCUCAGCCCUAUCCGUAGGAUUUCUUAUGGGACUUUUCAUCUUCCUGAAGUACAUGACCACCCCAUAUCCACGGAUUAUCCGUCACAAAGAAGAAAAUUACUUUACGGAUCCAGUGACGCAGACCCGGCAGGAGUUUCCAUCAAUUGAGAAAGAGCCUGCACUUGAUUUAAGUGUCGUUGUACCGGCUUACAAUGAAGAAGAUCGCCUGGGGAAGAUGCUGGACGAAUGCUUGGAGUAUCUCAACAAGCGUCGUAUGACCCGCCCGUUUCUCUCUUUUGAGGUUAUCAUCGUCAGCGACGGAAGUACAGACAGAACCGUCGAGGUGGCCAAUAAGUAUUCCCGGGCCAAUGGAUGCGACCAUGUGAGAGUUCUGCCUCUGGUCAGGAAUCGAGGCAAGGGAGGAGCUGUGAGACUCGGUGUCCAAUCCUGCCGUGGUCAGUACAUUCUCUUCGUAGACGCCGAUGGAGCCACUCAUUUCCCGGAUUAUGAGAAACUCGAAUCCAGCAUAAAGACCAUUAUCUCAGACCCAAAGGAUAAAGCUGUGGUCAUUGGAUCUCGUGCCCAUCUCGAACAGGAGUCAAUUGCUCAACGCAGUGCUUUCCGGACCUUCCUCAUGUACGGUUUCCACACUCUCGUGUGGUUCUUUGGUGUCCGGGGAAUAAAAGAUACCCAGUGCGGAUUCAAGCUCUUCACCCGCACCGCCGCUUCAGUCCUCUUCCAGCUGAUGCAUGUGGAGAGAUGGGCUUUCGACGUGGAGCUUCUCUUCCUGGCACAGGCUCUGGGCAUGAAAAUCGAUGAAGUUGCUGUAAACUGGACAGAGAUUGAAGGCUCCAAAGUCACUCCAAUAUUCUCUUGGCUGCAAAUGGCAAAGGAUCUCUUCCUCAUCUGGUUCCGCUAUGCCACAAACAUCUGGAAGAUCUCACCACCACCAAAACAUCAUUCCGAAUAGUAACAUUGAGCUUUUGCAAAUUUUCUAAUAAAAUCUCCGAAGAUCUAGUAAAUUUAUGCAAAAA
Phlebotomus papatasi is the source of this 1157-nucleotide messenger RNA. RefSeq names its product dolichyl-phosphate beta-glucosyltransferase (gene wol). The record is from RefSeq and is a predicted model, not a curated record. Gene Ontology annotation, cellular component: endoplasmic reticulum membrane. The coding region runs from base 104 to 1093 and encodes 329 amino acids. Lineage: Eukaryota; Metazoa; Arthropoda; Insecta; Diptera; Psychodidae. The transcript has 2 exons.